Drosophila busckii is the source of this 1060-nucleotide messenger RNA. RefSeq names its product ras-related protein Rab-7a-like. The coding region runs from base 166 to 789 and encodes 207 amino acids. Lineage: Eukaryota; Metazoa; Arthropoda; Insecta; Diptera; Drosophilidae. Gene Ontology annotation, biological process: phagosome-lysosome fusion; endosome to lysosome transport. Gene Ontology annotation, molecular function: GTP binding; GTPase activity. The record is from RefSeq and is a predicted model, not a curated record. Gene Ontology annotation, cellular component: lysosome; phagocytic vesicle; late endosome. The transcript has 4 exons.
AACAAGAUUCGAUAGUAAAAUCUCUGUGUAAAAAACAAAUAAUUUAACUGCGUAGUUCAGCUGAAACAAAGUGUGUAUAAACAACAAAUAGUCGUAAAUAACAAUCCUGAAGCAACGAGCACAUUUAAAAGCUAAUUGAAAAAGAUAUACAUAAAAAAAACUGCAAUGGCCAGUCGGAAGAAAUCUCUGCUUAAAGUUAUCAUACUGGGCGACAGCAGCGUUGGCAAAACGUCACUGAUGAAUCAAUAUGUAAACAAACGAUUCUCGAAUCAAUAUAAGGCUACAAUUGGGGCGGACUUUUGCACGAAAGAAGUUGUUGUGAACGAUCGUGUGGUCACAAUGCAGAUUUGGGAUACUGCUGGACAGGAGCGCUUCCAGUCACUUGGCGUGGCCUUUUAUCGCGGAGCCGAUUGUUGUGUACUCGUCUAUGAUGUGACGGCGCCAAAUUCAUUUAAGAAUCUAGAUUCAUGGCGCGAUGAGUUCUUAAUACAGGCCAGCCCACGGGAUCCAGAGCAUUUCCCCUUUGUUGUGUUGGGCAAUAAGGUGGACUUGGAUAACCGCCAAGUUUCCACGCGUCGAGCCCAACAGUGGUGCCAAUCGAAAAACGACAUACCCUACUAUGAGACUUCGGCCAAGGAGGGCAUCAAUGUAGAGAUGGCGUUUCAGACUAUAGCCAAAAAUGCGCUGGAACAGGAGACGGAGGCUGAACUCAUUAACGACUUUCCCGAUCAAAUACGCUUGAACUCUGAAAACAAUCGUCCAAGCAACGCUGACAAUUGUCAAUGCUAAUGUAAUAGGCCCUAAUUACAUUCAGAUGCUGCAGCAAGAGAAAACAACGCAAAAGUGGAUAAUUACACAAUCUAUAUUAAUAAUAAUAUAAAUAAAAUUACAGCAUAGUAUGAGUUAUAUAGAACGCGAAAAUAAUGAACGACCGUAAAAAAGUUAUAAGAUUAAGUAAAACAAUUUCAGCAAAGAGCAUAGUUUUUAAAUAUAGAAUGCUAAAUUCACAUAAACUUCAGUAAAUUUCGAUAAAUAACGUAAAUUUUUCCCGUUAUUGCUA